Molecule: messenger RNA, 1767 nt
Organism: Trypanosoma rangeli
Lineage: Eukaryota; Euglenozoa; Kinetoplastea; Trypanosomatida; Trypanosomatidae
Product: putative DEAD box RNA helicase
Exons: 1
Coding region: 1-1767 (588 amino acids)
Cellular component (GO): cytoplasm; ribonucleoprotein complex; nucleus
Molecular function (GO): ATP binding; RNA helicase activity; RNA binding
Source: RefSeq, a predicted model, not a curated record
AUGGAAGACAACUACAGUCCCUUCACUGGCUACCAGACGCUGCGGCGACAACAAGGAAGCUACAGCAACAAUGACAGUGCUACGGGUCGGGGUGGCAGAAGGUCUGACCUCGAUGCUCCAGCAGCAAAGAUGAAGCCUGUCGAUUGGGCAAACGUAAAGCUUAUGCCAAGCAACUGGAAGGUAAUUGAUGCAAAAGCCAUUCACCGCGCCUCUAAUGCAAAGACGGCAGUUGUUCCAGUCAAAGAACUUACUGAAGACGAGUCCAAGGAGUGGCGUGAAACGCACACGAUCUCUGUGUUUGGAGAAGGAUGCCCGCCGCCGGUGACCACCUUUGAUCAGCUCUCUUCGUUGGUGCCGGCGUAUCUGCAAAAAAAACUUACUGCGCAAGGAUUUGCAUCCCCAACAGCGGUGCAAGCACAGGCAUGGCCCAUUUUGUUGCGUGGUCGCGAUAUGGUGGGGGUGGCAAAAACAGGUUCUGGUAAAACGCUCGCCUUUAUGAUUCCUGCACUCGCGCAUAUUGCGAUCCAGGAGCCCUUACGCGUUGGUGAUGGACCGAUUGUGGUCGUUCUUGCCCCUACUCGCGAGCUCGCCCAGCAAAUUGAGGAGGAAACAAAAAAGGUUCUUCCUCACGAUGUGCGGUGUGGCUGCGUCUACGGCGGGUCUCCCAAGGGACCACAGCUGGGGAUCUUGCGACAGGGCGUGCACGUUCUUGUCGCAACACCGGGGCGACUCAUUGAUUUCUUACAGAUUAAGCGGGUGAAUCUGUUUCGUGUGACGUAUCUUGUGCUGGACGAAGCCGAUCGCAUGUUGGAUAUGGGGUUUGAGCCGCAGGUUCGCGCUGUGUGUGGGCAAAUGCGUCCCGAUCGUCAGACGCUGAUGUUUUCAGCGACGUGGCCGAAGGAAAUUCAGCGAUUGGCGGCAGAGUUUCAAAAGGAUUGGAUUCGCAUCAACGUAGGGAGUACCGAGCUCUUGGCUAACAAGGAUGUGACGCAGCACUUUAUCCUUACCCAAGAGUACGCCAAGACGGAUGAGCUGAAAAAACUCAUGGCGGAUCAUCGCAACCAACGUGUGUUGGUCUUCUGCAAGACAAAGCGGACAGCCGACGAUCUUGAGUGGCAGCUGAAGCGGUGGGGCUAUGAUGCCAUGGCCAUCCACGGCGACAAGGAGCAGCGACAGCGUGAGUUUGUUUUGGAGCGCUUUAAGAAGGAUCCAAGACUUUGCGUCGUGGCAACCGAUGUUGCCGCACGUGGACUCGAUAUUAAGCAGCUGGAGACCGUCAUCAACUAUGACUUUCCAAUGCAGAUUGACGAUUACGUGCAUCGCAUUGGGCGCACGGGGCGCGCUGGGGCAAAGGGAGAGGCGAUUACACUCAUCACAAAGAGGGAACAACAGAUAACACAGGCGGUAGUCACGGAACUGAUUGCGAUUGUCGAACGGGCGCAGCAGCAGGUUCCUGACUGGCUCCGUGAAUGGGGUGAGCAACAGCCGCGCUAUCAGGUGAUGAAGCGCAACCGCAACAUGAUGGGAUUUGGCAGCAGUCGACACGCACCUAUUCUGUAUAACGGUAACCGGUCCUCAUUUGACGCCGCGGGCCAUGCUCACCACAAUAGCAGCGCUAAGCAACAAGCGGAGGGCGGUGUUUUUGGUCUUACACGCCAUAGCGGCAACGGCAUCGUUCCCUUCUCAUCCUCCAAGAUUGAGUACAAGCGCUUCGACGACAGCAGCGAUGACGAUGCCGCCCAGCCGGCGAAGAGGCGGUUAAAGUAA